UACCGGCGGUAAGAACGCGCUGGGCGGAGGCGGGCGGGCGAGCGCCUUGGUGACCCUUCCCCUACUUUCCAUCUUCUUCAGCUGGAGCAAGAGGUCUGUGCCCGGCGGGGGAACGCGCGUCCAACCCCUGGACCCAGGUCUAGGCCGGCAAGCGGACACUACGAAGGGGCGGGCGGCUCCCGGGGCAGCGCCGCCGUUCCGCGCUCCCGCCCCCGGGAGCCGGACGUGGCGCCUCCCCCGCGGCAGCCGGAGCCUGGAGGUGGGGUCGGGAGCCCGAGGCCGGGACUCUGAUGUCACCGCGCGGCCGCGGGCGCCCAGCAGCGCGUCUCGCGUUGGAGCUCAGGAAAGGCCGAGAAAUGCGCCAGCCAGGGGCCAUCCGCUCUCCCAGCGUCCCCGAGGCCUCGCUCUCCAGCCGCACUGCGUGACUCUGUCGCCCCCUGUGGCCGCCAGGCCUGCGCCUCUUUCCUCCCUGGAGCGCCUCGACUCAGCUUGAAGCCCCAGGCCCCAUAGAGCUGGCCAGCCUCUGCCCGCGUCCGCGCAGCCAUGGAGGCUCUGGGUCCUGGAGGCGACUGCGCCUCGCCGGCCUCGUCCACUCGCAGCCUGGACCUGCGGCGGCUGUCCGCGCGCGCCGACUCGGCCUACAGCUCUUUCUCCGCCGCCUCUGGCGGUCCUGAGCCGCGCACACCGUCGCCGGGGACCCACCAACUUCCCUACCUGGACUGGGACUACGUGCGCGUGGUGUGGGGCGGCCCGGCCCCCACCGCCGGGCUUCGCACCUCCCCGCAGCCCCGGCCGGCGGCCGCCGCACGCAGUGGGCCUCGUCCCCCCGAGAUCCGGGGGACCCCGGGGCCGCUCAGCCGCCAGACCACCCCGCUGCUGUACGCGCUGGCGGCCGAGGCGGAGGCCGCGGCGCGGGCAGCCGAGCCGCCCAGUCCGCCCGCGUCGCGGGCCGCCUACCGCCAGCGGCUGCAGGGCGCGCAGCGGCGAGUGCUCCGGGAGACGUCCUUCCAGCGCAAGGAGCUCCGCAUGAGCCUGCCCGCCCGUCUGCGGCCCGCGGCCCCCGCGCGGCCCUCCGCCGCGCACCCGCGCUCUGCCUUGCUCAGCCAACCCGGCGGGGAAGCGGAGCCGGCGCGCCCCGGGGCUCCCGCGCCGGUAACCGCCGGCAGGGGACGCCUCGCCAACCAGCAGCGGCAAUGGUGCUUCUCAGAGCCGGGAAAGCUGGAUCGCGUGGGUCGGGGCGGUGGGUUGACGGGGGAAUGCUCGGGGGAGGCCUGCUCCAGCUCUGGCCUCGCCAGGCCAGAGCCCCGGGAAUGGCAGCAGCGGACGCUGGCAGAGUUCGAAGGUCACCAGAUCAGAUGGCUGCUUGCGACCCAGCCCCGAAGCAUAGAGGACCCGAAACCCCGGUCCUUGAGGCUCAGCAAUGCCUAUAGGCCUGCUGGUCGGAGUCAGAGCGCUUCGGGGGAAGUCUUGUCCCCCUGGGGAAGUCCAGGAGGGGUCAUGCCCAUUGCCCAGGCUGUUCCCCAAGGAGCAGAAACCCCCAGACCAUUGUUUCAGACCAAACUUUCCAGAACCAGAAUCUUCCUUCCUGGUCCCUCUGGUCAGUGUGGGGUCCCUGCUUCCAGGUUCCUGACUCAGAAGGAAGUUGCAGUGGUGUGUUCUGCAGAGGGCCCCCAGAGCAGUCCCUCCGACUGGGAGCAUAGGGCCUCAGAGAACUGCAUUGUGUCUGCCCGGCUCCCAUCCCUUCCUGAUGAUGAAGUUUUCCUGGAAGAAGCCCCGCUGGUCAGAAUGAGAUCACCUGCAGACUCCCAUGCUCCCCUGGGGCUCCCAAACAGUGUCCAUGCCUCUGACCGGCAGUAUGGAGCUGGCUUGGGUCAGAGGGCUGACCAGGCUAUAAUCCCCUCAGAGCAGCCCCUCCAUGAGCAUCCAGAGACUGCAGGGGCGGAUGACUGUUGGCAGGGGGUAAACGGUUCUGUGAGUGUCUCCAGACCUACAAGCUGUAGUCCCCCUGGGACUGCAAAUGGUGACAUUGCAACCUUUGACCCCACUGGACUGCUGACCACUGAUCCCCCCACAGCUGCAGAGACUGACCCCCUCAAACCUCUCCCAUGUGAUGCCCUGAGACCUCCAGGCAAUGAUACCCCGGGGCCUUCUGACCACACUGCCCUGGCUUGGGGCACUGGCCAGACUGGUUCCAGGUCAACAUGGCCCAGUCCACGCCUCGAGGAGCUGGUUCAGGAGCUGGCCAGAUUGGAUCCCUCUCUGAGUGACACUCUCACCUCCUAUCCCAGCCCGGAGCCAUCCCUGGGCCUGCUGGAUGGGCUGAUUCCUUUAGCCGAGGUCUGGGCUGCAAUGAGGCCAGCCUGUGGAGAGGCUGGAGAGGAAGCAGCUGGUACUUCUGCGUCAAGCUCUUACCUACUUAACUCCACCCAGCGCCUGCCAGCUUCUCAGAAGGAGACAAGGCCUGAAAACCUUACCACCUACGCUGUGCCUGACGAGCCAUGCGGCCCGGGUCUCCCCGAGCCAAAUAACAGCAUCCAAGCCAAGAAAGUGGAGCUGGCGGACCUCCUUCAAAAGACGCUAAGGGAGCUUCAGGCCGAGCAGGAGCAGCUGCAGGGAGCGGCCCAGGCUUGGGCCAGGCGCGGGGCUGCCCUGGAGGCCGCGGUCGGCCAGGCCUGUGCACCCCACGAGCUCGAGCGGUUCAGCCGGUUCAUGGCCGACAUAGAGCGCGUGCUUGGCCUCCUGCUGCUGCUGGGCAGUCGCCUGGACCGCGUGCACCGCGCCCUGGCCCGGGCGGGCGCAGACGGCGACCCUGACGAGCAGGCCUCUCUGCUGCAGCGACUGGGGCUCCUGCAGCGGCAGCAGGAAGACGCCAAGGAGUUGAAGCAGCAUGUGGCACGGCGCGAGCGGGCCCUGCGCGAGGUGCUGGCGCGCGCACUUCCCGCCGACGAACUGCGCGCCUAUCGCGCCCUGUUGGUCGGCAAGGCCGCUGUCCUGGCCCAGCAGCGCAGCCUGGACGAGCGGGUCCGCCUCCUUCAGGACCAACUGGACACAGUCAGGACCGACCUUGGCCGUCGUCCUGCGACUCCCAGGCCGGCCUGGCCCCCAGGCACCCGUCCUCCGGAUAAACCGCCCUUCCCCCCUCCCCUCAUCUAGUUACAGGGGGCUGGGGGUGAGGAGCAUUGCCCCUGCCUCUCACCCACGUGAUUGAUUGGGAUGACGCUGGUUUAUUCGGUGCUUUUCCCUUGGGGUGGGGAAGACCCAGGCCCGGCCUUCCUGGGGUACUUUUUCCAAGUGUUCUCAUGUGGCCUUACCCAAGUCUUGUGGAUUAUUUGGUAAUUAACUUAUGAAUUUUAAAGUCUGCAGUAUUCCCCCUUUUCGGUCAGGGUUGGUUGGAGGGAGAGGAGACAAGUCAGAGGAGCACUUCAACUUAAGAUGCAAAAUGGCCAUUUUUUUUCCCUCUCAAUAAAAAAUUGAUGUGAGAA
Messenger RNA from Lagenorhynchus albirostris (white-beaked dolphin), 3482 nucleotides. It is a transcript of the gene SHROOM1, whose product is annotated as shroom family member 1. NCBI's taxonomy places the organism in Eukaryota, Metazoa, Chordata, Mammalia, Artiodactyla, Delphinidae. Gene Ontology annotation, biological process: cell morphogenesis; actin filament bundle assembly. Bases 544 to 3153 code for a protein of 869 amino acids. Gene Ontology annotation, cellular component: cortical actin cytoskeleton; adherens junction; apical plasma membrane. Gene Ontology annotation, molecular function: actin filament binding. The transcript has 9 exons. The record is from RefSeq and is a predicted model, not a curated record.